AUGUCUGACUCUUUACUGAAUCACCGUUGCCUAUUCGAACACCACGAUGAUCAGCAGCAGAACCAGCACGGCGUGACGGCCGGAGACGGCGGCGCCUUGAACUGCUCACUGGAGACGCGCAAGGGGAAGCGCAUCGCCUCCGCUGAGGCCGCUUUAACCACCAUGCGUGGUAGCGGUGGCGGCGCGAGCGGCAGCAUCAUCGACGACGACGACGCCUACCGCCGCGAAAGCUAUAAAGUAGAGGUGGAUUCGGUGCGGUGCAUCACGUGGUACCUCUGCCGCGUGUGUCGCAGCUGCUACGAUCAUCUCGCGGACAGCAUCCUCGAUGCCCACGAGGCACCCCACGCCGCCGCCACACUGCACAGCAGCUCGAAGCUGCCCCUCUGGUACUACGCACGAUUGUGCAGCUCCAGCGAGCUGCUCGACACCGAUGGUAAGGCAGGGGUCCAUCGUCAGCGGCGCGGCUGUGAAGCACGACAGCAUGCAACCUCGAAGCCGUCCGCGGCAUCGUUGUCCCCGACGGCAGCGGCGUCAAGCAAGCCACUGUCCUCGUGGUCCUCUAUCUGGGCGCGAGUUCGAGCGUCGGUGUCACUACCUGCCUCUCGUGCUCUGUCGACAAUGGCGUCGCCUCCCAUGACGGCGGCGGCCACGCCAUCCUCUGCGUCGCCAUCACUCUUGCAGACUCGCUACCACUGUCAAGCGCGUGGCCCUGCCAGCAGGCGAUUGAAGGGAAGGACCAGUACGAACGCCGCCGGUGCACAGGUGAGCACCGGGUUGGGCGGGAGCGGGAACACGUCUCCGGUUAGCCUUGAACCCGCAAGAGGGGACGACUCGAUCCUGUCACUGUCUGCACGGCCCGCCAUAAAGUCACCCAAGAUCGCAUCGGCGGAACCACAGCCAUCGUCGUCCUCGAGGCGUGCGCGGCGCACUGUUACCCCUUCCCGUCGGCUCCUCAUCAGCAUUGACGGUAGCCCAGGCUCUCUUCGCCAGGCCGUGGCGCUGGCACGUCGACGGCGGCGCAUCGCUGUCAUCCUGAUUGACGAGCGCGACCUUGCCAGUGCAGACGACGACACCGAGGCGCAACAGCGGCAUCAAGAUGUCCCGUGUGGUGCCCUAUCUGCACACUCUUCCGCAGAUGUUGACGCGGAGACGGCGCUUCGCUCCAGCUCGGUCGCCGACCAGAGUAGCGGUACGCAGAGCGCAGGCCAGACGCCGCCCAUCGCCGCGACAGCCGAUAUCACCUCGUUGGCACCCCAGCACACGGAAAGCGAGAAGUGUGACGUUUACCAGCAGAACCAGGCGACAGACGGCAAUGCAGCGCCAGUGGCUAUGAUGAAAACAUCGGCACGGCGGCCGAAGUUGUCGAUUCGCGUGGAUGAUGUCACAUUCGGUGACGCCGACGGGACGGCCGCCGCUUCCGCCAGCGGCAACAGCACAGACGCUGCAGCCCUGCGCGGGCUCGCACCCGCGUCGUGGCUUUUACCGCAACUCCCUUUCCAAGCGGCGGCGCCGGUAAGUCCUUCCGUGGCCGUGCGAGCCUCGUCGCCUGCACUGUCCCCUUUCCUUCUACACGAGAAUGCGUCCCUCGUCACCGCCGCGUCCUCUGCGGUGGGAGCUGCAGCAGGCGCCUCAUCCUCGGCGACAAGCAAGCCGAUUUCAUGUCUUCCGGAUGGUCCACAGGCCGCCACCACCACCUUCGCCGUUCAGGGCGAAAGUGUGCCAGCAACGCCGCACACGGAGGGCAAGCUACCGGCGCUGCCCGUGGCUCUCGACAGCGGCGUGUAUGUGCUGCGAGCACUGCUUUGUCAAAUCGGCGCAGUGGUGCGUCCUUCAUCUAUGCCAGCCUCGAAGGUGUGCACGACGCCGACGCCGACCUCAGCCGCAGCGGCGGCGGCAGCCUCCGGAGGCAGCGGACUCUCUUUGGCAGCGAGGACCGCCGGCGCAAGCGGCUUUUUCGCUGACCCCGCGAGCUGUGUGGGCUCGCAAACCGUGGGGACGCCUCUCUGGGGCACUGGCCCCGAGUCUUACGCUGCGCAGCGUCAGGCACUGGUUCGCGAGAUAGUAGUGCGGUACCAGCUGGGCCUAGGCGCAGCAACCCCGGACGUAGUGACCUCGCCUCUCACUGGUGCUUUCAUUAGUGGCGCCUACACCGUGGCAGGGGAUCAGAACGAAGGUGCGCAUUGGUGUGGCACGGCCGGACAGCGUGGAGUCCCGGUUGGGUUAGGCAGCGGCAGCGGCGGUUACGUGAACGCGACCUGCCGGCGUGUCUGUGGGUGCCCUGCAGCGGCGUCGUUCGAGCGCGUGAUGGCGCCGGUGACGACGUAUUUCCAGCUGCGGCCGCCGGUGACUGCCACCGCCGCUGCACCAGGAGCAACCGCCGCCACUGCGACCGCCGUCACCAUCUUGCCUGUCUCCACCCAGGUAGAAAUUGUCGGCAUACCCAUUGAUACGUCUGCCGUCACAGGUGCAACCCCGUUGACGACGUCUACAGCAGCUGCACCAAGUGCAGUGUCGAUGGCAUCAUCAGGACUCUCGUCCCCUCAUGUGCGCGGUGGCGGUAUUGGCGCCGGCACUGCCAUCAUCCCUGGACUUACCGCCGGCGAUACGGUCGGCGGCACCUCACGCCCUUUCACGAUGACCGAGUUUCUGCCGCAGCUGGCAAAGCUAAGCACCAACCUCGACGGCUACGUGAUCGUCAUCCUGCGCCGCCAGAGCUUCAGGUGUGCGGGUGGGGGCGAUAGAACCUCCCCUGGCGGUGGCGCUACCGCCACGCGUCCUGGCCCCAACUGUGACUCCGCUGUCGACACGCCCGUGCUCCAGAUGGGCAACAACAACAGCAGCGGCGUGCAGCAGCCUCGAGAACUCGACGACAGCGCACAGCAGAGUGCUGAUGCAGACCAGCUUGCCUCGAGCACCUGUGUAUCCCUCUCCCUCCUUGAGGAGGUCAAGUGCUCUGGACCGCGGCCACUGCAGCUGCGCGACCCAAAUUCUCGGCAGCGUCGAUGCCACCGCGUCACGGAGCUGUUUGGUGGGCAGCACAUUCGACUGCUCUAUCAGCAGCUGCAGAGCUGCGGGGUGCCUCAGCCAGCCGUCAGCGUUGUGGAAGUAAGCAACGAAGCUGAGCCCGGCGCACCAAAGCUCUCGCCAGUGUAUCUGGCCACUGGCAAGAGUCCACUGGAGGAGGCGAGCCUCUCCCAUGACGAGUUGGGAACACCGCCCAUGCCGCACCUCAAGGCCCGAGCGGGCACCGGAGGGGAGGACGGAGUCGCGGAAGGUUGGUCGGGUGCCGUAAAGUCGUCCCCACAAAACUCCGCCUUGUCCGCCUCUGGCAUGUCGACAGCGUCGUCCGUCGACUCGGGCCUGAUGCGGCGGCCGUCGAGCGUUUUAACAAGCGCUACAGCGCAGUCUCCACAGACCACAGAGAGAGCACCGCAUGCACCGACGAUGCACGGCGACUGUUUCGAAAGGCUGCAGCUGCCUGCGUCUGUGGGCGUUGCUCUCAGCCAGACGGCGAAGGCGAUGAACACGUCUGCCUUCCCGGUGGCAGCGCCGACUGCGCUAGAGCAGGCCAUGACCUCUCUGCGGUGUGUGUCCCGGCAGCUGGGGGUCAGCAUGUGCAGCACGACGUACGCCUCUGAGACGGCACCGCGUACAAUGAGCAGCGCAUCAGCCCCCUACUCCAGCCAGAGUCCCGUGGUGCCGACGGCCACCAUGGCGGCAGAGGCACCAGUGCCCGCAGCACCGUCCUCACUUUCAUUAAAGGUGAACAGUAAUACGAGUGGUAGUGGGGAGAGCGCCCUGCUCACGCGCGCACUAGAGUCGCUCGUGGCCACGCUGGUCUACCGGGACAUCUGUGUUACUCUCUCCCAGUAG
Messenger RNA from Leishmania mexicana MHOM/GT/2001/U1103, 3873 nucleotides. RefSeq lists its product as hypothetical. The transcript has a single exon. NCBI's taxonomy places the organism in Eukaryota, Euglenozoa, Kinetoplastea, Trypanosomatida, Trypanosomatidae. The record is from RefSeq and is a predicted model, not a curated record. Bases 1 to 3873 code for a protein of 1290 amino acids.